Thelazia callipaeda (thelaziosis nematode) is the source of this 1587-nucleotide messenger RNA. Lineage: Eukaryota; Metazoa; Nematoda; Chromadorea; Rhabditida; Thelaziidae. The record is from the annotation of a GenBank genome assembly.
AUGCUCCUCGGACAUGUCAUCACGCAGAGCUUCCUGCAUAUCAUUGCUGUGCAACUGAUAUAUGGUUUCGUAUCCAAGGAAGAUAUUCUGGUAGUAUCGGAUAGUUUUGAAAAGCGGAAUAUAUUGGAUGACGAACAAAUUAGAAACGAAGAUGAAAUAACUAGUAAUGAAAAUAUUAAAGAUGUACAUACACGUCUUUUGAACGAUAUCAAGGCUAGGGCACAACCAUUCCAACGACCAGUCCAGCACCUUCACACUCCAGUCGACGUUCAUGUACGAGCAGCUCUCUAUCAAAUCGUUGAUUUGGAUCAACGAAAUAACAUAGCAACGAUAUCCGGUUAUUUCGAUGCAUGGUGGAUUGAUCGAUCACUGAGAUGGAACGCCAGCAAAUUUGAUAAUAUCAAUAGAACAUUCAUACCUAUAAACUGGGUUUGGAAACCUGAAUUAUACUUAUAUCACAGUAUACAAGGUCGUGUCCCAGAUUAUGCUUCUGAUUCAGUUGCGGAAAUCAAUGCCAGUGGUCGCCUACGUAUUUUUAUUCCUGUCACUGCACGUGCCCUAUGUCCCAUAAAUGUUAAACACUUUCCUUUCGAUGUACAAAAUUGUACUUUCGCGUGUGGUUCAUGGUCAUAUCAGUAUGAAUACGUAAAUUUGAUUGUUGACCAACAAGAAGUAUUUCUUGGUGAUUUUUAUGACAAUCAAGAAUGGCUGCUAGAAAAUGCUACACUACUCAAUGGCACGAUGGAAUAUCUCCAGCAAGAAUCAUUUUCCUCAGUUUAUAUGAUUUUAAUCCUUCGAAGACAGUCAUUUUAUUACGUUUUCAACUUUGUUUUCCCAACCACUUUGGUGAGCCUUGUAGCAGUUAUUGGCUUUCAUGUUCCAAUAAAUGCUACCGGUCGUCGAGAAAGUAAAUUUCGUCUGGGUAUUAUGACAUUGUUAAGUAUGUCUGUUAUGCUUUUGAUGCUAGUUGACGAAAUGAAAUUUGCACUGGAAUCAAUACCAGGUCAAAGAGGCUCAUUUUCCGAUGUGCCUUUGCUUGGGCUAUUUCAUAUGAUACAAAUGCUUAUCAUAAGCGUGGCCACAUGCACUAGUUCAAUAUUUGUUUAUUUAGAGAAGUACGCUUUGCGCCAUCAGUAUAUUCAGGCGAUUCCUUGGUGUUUACGAUUCUUGACUGCCAAGCGAUUAUUCUUCUGCUACGUACCCAAGAAGUUUCGUAUUGCUAGCUGUGAAGACAUCAAGCGGAACCACGACAUUACAACGCGUUUUGUAACCUCAACGUCUGAAAGCUUCACAUUUCGAGAUAUCAUACCUGCUGACAUAAACAUGGCAGAAUGUCAUCAAGAAACAGCAGUAUCAGAAGCAAUUGCUGAAGCACCACCACCAUUGAAUAUACAGCGCCUAGAGCUAUUGGUCAAUUUGAUGAGAGAGUUCAUUCAAAUGAAGGAAGAAGCCCAAAGACGACAUUGCUUACCUACUCAUUGGGAAAGGGUCAUUCGAAGAUUGGAAAAUAUUUCACUUACUACUUAUCUCUUCCUAGUCAUCUCCAAUGUCACCAUGUUCAUGUGCUAUGAGUUUUGGUAUCAAUAA